UUCUCUGGCUCCGGGCUGGCGGGGGCGGGCUCACUCGGGAAGGGGCUUGACAGGCGUCGAGGGCUGGACCCCAGAGGGGCAGGGAACAGGGGAGGGUCGUGGUCACACCUGGGCCGAGGACCGAUGCCUCCUGCAGGGGCUAACCUAUUGCCAUUCUCGCUGUCGCCCCUGCGACCCCGGCCAGUGCAGAGAGGGGCACCCCUCGGGGGCGUCGGUCCAAACGUAGGGGCGCCGGGAGCAGCGGGCGCCCUCUGUCCCAGAGUCCGGGACCCGGUUUCUCUGCUGGGUGGGCGGCAAAGUCACCCAUCAGAGGACUUCUCUCCUACUACUCAGGCCCCAAACCCGAGGUUACCCUGGGAUUCUAGCCUGGCCUGGCCACUGAGCACAGCCACUUCCUCGGGUGGGACAGCCCCAGACUCCAGGCUCAGCCCGGUUCCCCUCCCUCUCCGCGACCGCGACCGGACCUCGGCCUACUGGAGACCCCCGGAUGGCCUCCCUGUCCCGUCCAGCGCUGACCUGCAAAUGCGUCCCUCCCUACCGGCCCUUUGCCCGGGUUCCCAUGUGCCUGGAGCCAGCUUUAGGCCCUACCGGCUGCCGCUGGACCAGCGCUAAGCCUUUCCCUUGGGCGCCUGCGCGGGUCCCGGGCAACAGCGACACAGCCUGGAGCAGCAUGCUCAAGGCGUGGGGCCUCUGGUGAAAGGAACCGGGGUGGUGGGUGCCAAUGCGUCCCAAGAACAGCAACAGGAGGCCCGCCGACUGGACUUGGGAGAGAACCGCAAUGGGUGGGGUGCAUCUGGAGGCUUGGUGGACGGAGGCAGCUAUGCAAAGGCCCUGAGGUUGAACUGGCCCUGCCGCCUUCAUGAAGAGUGGCUCCCAGGAUGAGAAAGGGGUGCCUUGUGAGGCCCCUCCUAGCAGCCAGAAAAUGCAGCCCACUGCCACCAUGGCCACCUCUGCCCCCACCACCGCCACAGUUGCCAUGACGACAUCAUGGGACAACACCACCAGCCGCCCCACGGCUCAGUCCGACCCCAUCCUGGACAACUACGCUCUGCUGGUGGUGGUCCUGUCGCUGUUCGUGGGGGGCACGCUGGUGGUGCUGUCCGGAGUCCUGCUGCUCUGUAAGCGCUGCUGGGAGGUCCAGCGCAUGCACAGAGCCAUGGAGGAAGGGGAGAAGACCACCACCUACCUGGACAGUGGCACCCAUCCGCCUCAAGACCCCGAGUUCAGGGGCGAGGACCCCGAGGGCCAGGAUGCAGAGACUGACCGCUUCCUGUCCGCCGGCUCCACUGGCCGCCGCGUCUCCUUCAACGAGGCCGCCCUGUUCGAGCAGAGCCGCAAGGCCCAGGACAAGGGCCGCAGGUGGGGCGGCACCAUCCACGAGUGUGACGCAGGCGAGGCCAGCUCGGCCCCCCCGCCCCGCGUGCCCGCCGCCCCCAAGGCCAGCCUCGCCAUCUUCCAGCCCCCGGGGGAGGCCCUCACCGGCCGCUCCGUGGGCCCCAGCUCCGCCCUGCCAGGUGACCCCUACAACUCGGCCGCGGGCGCCCCUGACUUCGUGGAGAUCAGCCCCUCGGCAUCCAGCGACUCUGGGGACGGCACUUCGCCGGACCCAGGGGCCAGGAGCAGCAAGGCAAGUGGGCCCAGGGCCACAGUGGCGCCCGGGGAGGCGGGCCCCGGCUCCGGGACGGGCACAGUGCUGCAAUUCUUCUCACGCCUGCGCCGCCACGCCAGCCUGGAUGGGGCCAGCCCCUACUUCAAGGUCAAGAAGUGGAAGCUGGAGCCCAGCCAACGGGCGUCCAGUCUGGACACACGAGGCUCCCCCAAGCGGCACCACUUCCAGCGGCAGCGGGCAGCUAGCGAGAGCAUGGAGCAGGAGGGCGGUGCCGCCCCCAACACCGACCUUAUCCAGUACAUCGCGGGCGCCGGCGACGCUGUGGCCUUCCCAUCCCCCCGCCCCUUCCUGGCCAGCCCCACCAGCCCGCCCCCCACUCUCGGCAGGCUAGAGGCUGAUGAGGCGGGAGAAGCCAGCCCCGAGUCUCCCGCGGAGCGCGGCGGCGGCAGUGUGGGGUCUGAGCAGCCAGAGCCGGAAGCGGAGCCGGACGCCGAGCGGGACGCGGGCCCCGAGCAGGCCCAGACCAGCUACCGCGACCUGUAGAGCCUGCGCCUGGGGGCCGGCCUGGAAGAGAGACUCUUCCCGCCGCGCCUGGCCGAGCCCGUGGUCGCGGCCCCUGCGCUGGUCGCUGCUGCGCCCACGUCCCCCGACCACAGCCCGGUCUAA
Molecule: messenger RNA, 2275 nt
Organism: Tupaia belangeri chinensis (Chinese tree shrew)
Lineage: Eukaryota; Metazoa; Chordata; Mammalia; Scandentia; Tupaiidae
Gene: CBARP
Product: CACN subunit beta associated regulatory protein
Exons: 11
Biological process (GO): negative regulation of voltage-gated calcium channel activity; negative regulation of calcium ion-dependent exocytosis
Cellular component (GO): secretory granule; plasma membrane
Molecular function (GO): transmembrane transporter binding
Source: RefSeq, a predicted model, not a curated record